AUGCUAGAUCCAGCUACAGAAAUAGAAGUCCCAGUGCUAGGAGUUACAAUCCAUCCCCAAACAGGACAAAAACUGUCCUUGGGUGGGACAUACCUGAAUCCCCUUACAGGAACAGUGACGCCUCUUGAAAUUGGAGGGCCUAUGAUUGAACCAGAGGGAGGAAAGAUUGUCCCAAUACUUGGAGUCAGUUUGGAUAAUAACACAGGAGAUUUGGUCCCAGUUGGGGGGCUGAUGGGACCCUCGGGAAGCCUAUUGCUUCUUGGAGACUCCUUCUCUGAACCUCUGAGUAGGAAGACUGCUCGGAUACAUGGAGCUUGCCUUAAACAAGAUAAAGUCCUGCCCCAUGCAGGAGGUUACCAGGCGCUGUUGGAAGCUAACACUCUUGUCGCCCAGAUCCAUGUGGUUAAAGCCCUGAGGCAGUAUAAAGAUUCAAUUUGUGAAGAUAUGUCCUUAGCAGCAGACAAGCAGGAAGUCCUGAAGGCUGCAGUAGAAGACAUGAAAAAGUCAUUGUCAAUUAGGCUCCAUCAUGCAAUUCACCGGCUGCGAAGUUUGGAGAAACAACAUGAAAUAGCUUCAAGCCUCAAAAGUAAUGGUGGCAAAUUGGGGAUUAUCAAAUAUCCUGGUACAGAGAUGUGGAUUCCUGCAGUGUUUGGAAUGAAAAUCCCAGAUCCUGGUGGGUCAGAUUUGAUGGUACCCAUCCUAGGAGUAGAAUGUGAUUGGAACACUGGGCAUCCAACCCCACUUGCAGGAACCAUGGAAGAUGCAGAUGGAAAAGGUGGACUGAGCAUUCUGGAAAAGGAGAUAAAUUCAAGACAAAUGUACUGGCACCGCCAAAGAGAAAGGGAAGAAGAGCUUCUUAAAGAGCUAAACUUUGUAUUUCUUGAUGUCCUUGAUGCUAUAAGGUACAAGGAUAAAUUAAAAGUCAUUGAGGAAACCUGUCACUUCCUUGAGGAACCCUCUCUUCAGGAAGCUCAAAGAAGAACUGCCAGGGAUCGGAGCAGCCUAUUGGGCUCUGAACUAUCUUUGUUAUCUAAAGCUGAGAAAGAUGAAAAAGAGCAAGAAGUACAAGUUAUACUGUUGAUCAGAAAGGCACUGGAAAAAAUGGUUCAAUUUAUUCAAAAGAUGCAGCUGGAGGAAGGCCGAUUACAAAGGCAGAUGAAGGAGAAAGCAUGGCAAAGGAGCAAGAACUUUAACACCGAGACAGCACCCAGAUUCAAGCCCAGAAAGGUCAUACUACAUCAUGUUGCUGAAUUUCAGGAACAUAUAAUGAAACAACAGGUCAGUGUGGAGUCUGCAUACAGCAGACUGGAAUAUCUCAGGGACUUGUUGGACAUCCAGACUCUGCAGGCAAAGGCGCUUCUCUCUGGGACAUCACAAUGCUUUGAAAACUACCAAGGGACCAGAUUUUAUGGUAUUGCUAGUGUCCCCCACGGCACAUGCGCAGUCAUCCAUCGAAAACUGAUUCCAUUGUUGAAGUCUCUGGUUCAGACACUGGAGGAAAACAAAAGGAGUGAUAGGUCACUUGAGACUCUAAUUCUUCAGUCAGGAUACUCCUCAAGAAGCACCUUAAAGGCAUCUACAGCUCAGUCUGAGGCAUUCAGGACUGCAGCAAGCCAGGAAAUUGCUCCAGCUGCCACUCCAUCACCUGUGCUGCCCUCUUUUUUCCUACCAGGGGGAUCCCAUAUACAGCAAGAAAUCCUGACAAGGUUUUUUUUAGAAAAGCACGCCAGUGAAGUGGUGCAUUUAGAGCUGUCCUUAAUGACGGAAGAAAUACACAUGAUCUGCUACUUUUAUGAAUCAGCCAAAGCUAAGGAAAAGGAAGAAUGUAAAGAAAAUUGGUUUCAGGGGAUGAAAUGCCGUAAAGAAAUGGAUGUAGCCAGCGACUGGGACACAUUUCUGAAGGAGUUAGCUGAAUGCCACCAGCGUGCUGAACAAGCUCUCUAUCAGAAGCAUUGGGAAGAAAUCAAGCAGUCAGGGCUCAGCCAGGAUCUAGUAACACCCAAAGACCACUUACGUUCUCAAGAUGAAAUUCUACAUCAUUUAUCACUGCUUGGUGCUGAUUUGCAAAUCACAGAUUCCCACAUCAGAUAUGAUGUCACUAAAAAACAAGAUGAAACACAGUCUUUGGAAGCAGAACUAGCUCCAGACUCAGCAACUCAAAUAUUACAAGCUUCAGCAGUCAAAAUAGUAAAGUUAGAAGUUAUGAAACAAGUGUGUCUCUAUAGAAUAUUGGAUCUCUAUAAUGAACUCCAGAGACAGACCUGUCCAGAAUGUGUGUUAAGGAUUCUGAACACUUUACACUACAGAGCUACAGGAGAAACUGUAGCCCAAGAGGUGGCCCAGAUUACUGAGAAGCAGCAAGUGGAGAGAGCUGUGGCUUUUCUCCAGAAACACCACAAAGAAGGAGACUUACUUACUGGUUUAAAGGAAGAAUCAGAGACUGAACUGAGGAAUAUGCAGGCACAGUUCAGACUGGAGCUUCAAACCCAAACAGAAGAAAAGGUGCAAGCCAAGGAAAUGCAAGUGAUUCAGGAGGCUGAAAGACAGGAGUUACCAAAUCAUAUUGAGCAUGUGGCAUAUUUUAUCCUAUCUCAGAGACACUUGCGGCAAACAGUAAUAGUGCUACAAGACAGCUGCAGAUUCCAAAAGGCAGACUUGUGGACACAGACUGAAGAAAGAAACCUGUGCGAGCUUGUCAUAGAUGGGUCAUUGGUUGAUGAUGAUAUGAAGGGCAUCUUACAUCUAUUGAAAGAUAACAUGGAGUACAAGCUUUCAGGGCUGGAGCUGAAACAAGCUGCCAGAUUAUUACAACUGAGAGAGAAGCAGAUUUUGGAAAUAACCAAAUGCCUGAAAGACCACUCUUUGGACACGUCUGUGGAUGAAGCUGGCUUCACAGCCAGUGAUCUACAGGAAUUCAGAAAGCAGAAAAUAAGGGGACUGAAAGAACAGCUCAAAAUCUUCAUGGGCGAUAAAAGAACUAAGGAGAAUACUUCAAGCAAUCCUGAUCCACUACAGAUCAAAAAAUCCACAUUGGAAAGAGAAGAUAAAAUAAGUAAAGGGAAUGAUAUCUGGGAGAUUUUCCAAGCAAAGCAGCUGCCGCUGGAAGAAUCUCACCAAUGCCAAACAUCAGAUGAAAGAGUGAAUCUGCUGUAUCAGCUGGAUCACGGAGAGCUGAGGAGCUGGAUGAAGAACAAAAUGAUGAAAGAACACAAUGAAACUGUGGCCUUCCUGCAAAAGGCUUUUCACCAGGACCUGGAGAAACUGAGAAGGAGGCUAGAGCCGGCAGAGAAGAAAAAAGAGAAACAGCAAGAAAACAGCCCUGCGUCAUCUGCAGCUGCAUCCUCAUCAGACAAAGAGAAACCCAGCCAGGCAGAAGACCAGGUUCUAUCUCUCUUGGCAGAGAAUGUCAAGAUACUGAAGCAAACUGAACAGUUGUUGGCAUCAAGGAUUAUUCUCCUGAAUCCCCAGUUCAGGUCACCUCUUCUGUGUGAUGAUGAUAAAGCCAAAUAUAUGAAAUCUUCUCCACUUCUCACUCUUCUGAAAGAUGUGAAUGACCAGCUCCAAGCUCAUGCGAUGGCAGUUGGGCUUCUGGAAAGCCAUCUGCAGGAAAAAGACACAGGAAGUUCUUUUCAUGAUAUAUUGGAUGCUCUGAUGACUCAUAAAGGUGAACUAAUACCAGUUCAUCCCCCAACGCUUUCUGCAAGAGAGUUUGUAAUAUACCAAUAUGGCAUCUCCAUUCUCCAGUUUCUCAGGCCUCAUAUCAAUGCUCCAGAAAUUAACCUGUGUGUUGCCUCCAGCAUACCUCUCAGUAACACCACAGGCAAUGCCUUCCAAAACUCUUUCUUUUAUCAGAUUUCAGAGAACAAAUUAUUCAUUUUAAGAGAGUAUCUGGGUUGUGUGGGCAGCUUCAUUCUGCUGCUGGUGCACUGUCUGGCUCACAUCACUGCUGCUGACCUCAGCCAUGACUCCAGCCCCACCUUUCAGAGACUGUUUUAUCAGGCACUAAAGGCCUGUCUCAGUGAAAUGUUCUCCCUUAGACUCCGGAUGUCAGCAGUUCUCCAGGACAAUAAAUCCUCUGUGCAGAUAAGUGAGAUUCUGUUGAAGGGAGAACCAUUUUCUGGUGAGAAACUAAAUCUCAUCUCUCAGCUUUUUGAUGCAAAAGUAAACUCCGCCAGAGAGAUGGAGGUGUCCGAGGAGAGGAACAGGAACCUCUUACUCCAUACAAAUCUUGAGGACCUGCUGAAGAAUAAACCAUCUGUAAAGAAGAAAGAGUUUCUCACCCCCACCUCAGCUGGCAGGAAAGAGAACAACUUUGGUGGGAGGACAAGCUCAGAAGAGGAAAGCUGCUCUUACUUCAGCCUUUUGGAAGUGGAAGAGCAGUUGGAUACAUUAACUGAGGAGCUGGUGAAAGUCAUGGAGGAAGAACAUCAUUUUUUAAAAUAUGCAGCCAAUGAAGAUUUGCUCUUUGAUCAUCUUAAGAUAAUUGGUUUGAAGAAAGACUGUUUGGUAAAGCAAAUAGAAAUAUUAGAAGGGAAAAUAGCAAAAGGCAGAGAGGUGUUUAAGUAA
Malaclemys terrapin pileata is the source of this 4566-nucleotide messenger RNA. RefSeq lists its product as uncharacterized. The record is from RefSeq and is a predicted model, not a curated record. Lineage: Eukaryota; Metazoa; Chordata; Testudines; Emydidae. Bases 1 to 4566 code for a protein of 1521 amino acids. The transcript has 26 exons.